Molecule: messenger RNA, 8582 nt
Organism: Diceros bicornis minor
Lineage: Eukaryota; Metazoa; Chordata; Mammalia; Perissodactyla; Rhinocerotidae
Gene: ADAMTS12
Product: ADAM metallopeptidase with thrombospondin type 1 motif 12
Exons: 24
Coding region: 261-5069 (1602 amino acids)
Biological process (GO): extracellular matrix organization; proteolysis
Cellular component (GO): extracellular matrix
Molecular function (GO): metalloendopeptidase activity
Source: RefSeq, a predicted model, not a curated record
CACACCCCGCGGAAAGCUUACUCUGUCAGCUGAAUCACUCCCCCUUCAGGAGGAGGGAGGGGAAAUAAAGGUAACUAGCCCCUUUCUGCUUAAAAAAAAAAAAAAAAGGCAAGGGAGGCCGUGGGCAGCUUUUCAGCCGCUCUCUCCCCACUCCUGGACCAUGCACUCCUGCAUCUUCCUGCUCGGCCACAGGCGAGGACUUUAUUUCUUCAGCUGAGAGCUAAAACUUGUUGACUUUUCUUCUACCCGACAACUGAAUCAUGCCAUGUGCCCAGAGGAGCUGGCUUGCAAACCUCUCCGUUGUGGCUCAGCUCCUGAGCCUUGGGGUCCUUUGCUAUGGGAGACAACCUCAGCCGGGCCCGGUGCACUUCCCCGACAGGAGGCAAGAGCAUUUUAUCAACGCCCUGCCAGAAUACCACGUGGUGGCUCCUGUCCGAGUAGAUGCGAGUGGGCAUUUUCUGUCAUAUGGCUUGUACCAUCCUGUUGCCAGCAGGAGGAAGAAGAGAGAUCUGGAUGGCCCAGAGGACCAGGUGUACUAUAGAAUUUCACAUGAGGAGAAGGACCUGUUUUUUAACUUGACAGUCAAUCAGGGAUUUCUUUCCAAAAACUACAUCGUGGAGAGGAGAUAUGGGAACCUCUCCCAUGUUAAGAUGGUGGCUUCCUCAGGCCCCCCCUGCCAUCUCAGGGGCACGGUUCUGCAGCAGGGCACCAGAAUCGGGACUGCAGCCCUCAGUGCCUGCCAUGGACUGACUGGAUUUUUCCAUCUACCACAUGGAGACUUUUUCAUUGAGCCUGUCAAAAAGCAUCCACUGGCUGAGGGAGGGUACCACCCACACAUCAUUUACAGGAGGCAGAGGCGGAGAGUUCCAGAGAUGAAGGAGCCAACCUGCGGAUUAAAGGAUAGUCUUGGCACCUCCCAGAAGCUAGAACUACAGCGAGAGAAGUGGGAGAGGAACACCUUGCGAAGCAGAAGCCUCUCUCGGCGCUCUAUCAGCAAAGAGAGGUGGGUGGAGACGCUGGUGGUCGCCGACACGAAGAUGAUUGAGUACCAUGGGAGCGAGAACGUGGAGUCCUAUAUCCUCACCAUCAUGAACAUGGUCACUGGGUUGUUCCAUAACCCAAGCAUUGGCAAUGCAAUUCACAUUGUUGUGGUUCGGCUCAUUCUACUUGAAGAAGAAGAGCAAGGAUUGAAAAUAGUUCACCACGCAGAGAAGACCCUGUCCAGCUUCUGCAAGUGGCAGAAGAGCAUCAAUCCCAAGAGUGACCUCAACCCCGCCCAUCACGAUGUGGCCGUCCUUCUCACCAGAAAAGACAUCUGUGCUGGUGUCAAUCGCCCCUGUGAGACCCUGGGUCUCUCCCACCUGUCGGGAAUGUGCCAGCCUCACCGGAGUUGUAACAUCAAUGAAGAUUCUGGACUCCCUCUGGCUUUCACAAUUGCCCAUGAGCUCGGACACAGCUUCGGCAUCCAGCAUGACGGGAAAGAAAACGACUGUGAGCCCGUGGGCCGGCACCCCUUCAUCAUGUCCCGCCAGCUCCAGUACAAUCCCAGCCCGCUGACGUGGUCCCAGUGCAGCAAGGAGUAUAUCACCCGCUUCCUGGACCGCGGCUGGGGCUUCUGUCUUGAUGACAUCCCCAAAAAGAAAGGCUUAAAGUCCAAGGUCAUUGCCCCUGGAGUGAUCUAUGAUGUUCACCACCAAUGCCAGCUGCAGUACGGCCCCAAUGCUACCUUCUGCCAGGAAGUAGAAAAUGUUUGCCAGACACUGUGGUGCUCAGUGAAAGGCUUUUGUCGCUCCAAGCUGGACGCUGCUGCAGAUGGGACACGAUGUGGUGAGAAGAAGUGGUGUAUGGCUGGCAAGUGUAUCACAGUGGGGAAGAAACCAGAAAGCAUUCCUGGAGGCUGGGGCCGCUGGUCACCCUGGUCCCACUGUUCCAGGACCUGUGGGGCCGGAGCCCAGAGUGCAGAGAGGCUCUGCAACAACCCUGAACCAAAGUUUGGAGGGAAGUACUGCACUGGAGAAAGAAAACGCUAUCGCUUGUGCAACGUCCACCCCUGUCGCCGAGAUACACCAACAUUUCGGCAGAUGCAGUGCAGUGAGUUUGACACCGUUCCCUACAAGAAUGAAUUCUACCACUGGUUUCCAGUUUUUAAUUCAGCGCAUCCUUGUGAGCUCUACUGCCGACCCAUAGAUGGCCAGUUUUCCGAGAAAAUGCUGGAUGCUGUCAUUGAUGGUACCCCUUGCUUUGAAGGCGGCAACAGCAGAAAUGUCUGUAUUAAUGGCAUAUGUAAGAUGGUCGGCUGUGACUAUGAGAUAGAUUCCAAUGCUACGGAGGAUCGCUGUGGUGUGUGCCUUGGGGACGGCUCUGCCUGCCAGACUGUGAGGAAGAUGUUUAAACAGAAAGAAGGAUCUGGGUAUGUUGACAUCGGACUGAUUCCAAAAGGAGCAAGAGACAUACGGAUAAUGGAGGUUGAGGGAGCUGGAAACUUCCUGGCCAUCAGGAGUGAAGACCCUGAAAAAUAUUACCUGAAUGGAGGAUUUAUUAUCCAGUGGAAUGGGAACUACAAGCUAGCAGGGACCGUCUUUCAGUAUGACAGGAAAGGAGACCUGGAGAAACUCAUGGCCACAGGUCCCACCAAUGAGUCAGUGUGGAUCCAGCUUCUAUUCCAGGUGACUAACCCUGGCAUCAAGUAUGAGUACACAAUCCGGAAAGAUGGUCUUGACAAUGAUGUGGAGAAGCUGGUGUACUUCUGGCAGUACAGCCACUGGACAGAGUGCAGUGUGACAUGUGGGACAGGUAUCCGCCGCCAGACUGCCCUUUGUGUGAAGAAGGGCCACGGGACGGUGAAGGCUACAUUUUGUGACCCAGAAACACAGCCCAAUGGGAGACAGAAGAAGUGCUAUGAAAAGGAUUGUCCACCCAGGUGGUGGGCAGGGGAAUGGGAAGCAUGUUCGGCAACAUGUGGGCCCCAUGGAGAGAAGAAGCGAACAGUGCUGUGCAUCCAGACCGUGGGCUCUGAUGAGCAGGCUCUCCCAGCUAAAGACUGCCAGCACCUGCUGAAGCCCAAGACCCUCAUCUCCUGCAACAGAGACGUCUUGUGUCCGUCGGACUGGACAGUGGGGAGCUGGAGUGAGUGUUCUGUUUCCUGUGGUGGUGGAGUACGGAUUCGCAGUGUCACAUGUGCCAAGAACCAUGAUGAGCCUUGUGACAAGACGAGGAAACCCAACAGCCACGCUCUAUGUGGCCUCCAGCAAUGCCCAUCUAGCCGGAGGGUUCUAAAACCCAACAAAGACACAAUUACCAAUGGGAAGAAGGUACCAUCAUCCGAGCAAGACCCCCUAAAGCCCGUCCCUCCAACUACAUCCAGUCCCAGGAUGCUGACCACACCCACAGUGCCUGAGUCUAUGAGCACAAGUGCUCCGGCAAGCAACAGCCCUGAUCUUAUCACAGCCUCCAAAGAAGGAGACCUGGAGGGGAAAUGGUGGCAGAAUAGUUCAACCCAAACUGAACUGGACUCCCCUUAUGUCAUUUCCACUGGAACUACAUCCCAUCCCAUUAUCACCUCCUCAUCUUUGAGUAUCCAACCAAAUAAAGAGACUGAUUCCACUUCAGACCCUGGUCCCACCUCAGAGGGAGACCUUUUAGCCACAACAAUGAGUGGUUCUGAUUUGUCAUCUUCCAGCAACCCUGUGACUUGGCAGGUGACUCCAUUUUACGAUACCGUGACCAAAGAGCCAGAAAUGGAGAUUCACAGCGGCUCAGGGGAAGACGGUCAACCACCUGAGACCAAAAAUGAAAACAACUCUGUAAUAUGGACCAAGAUCAGAGUACCUGGAAAUGAUGCUUCAGUGGAAAGAAGUACACAAAUUCCACUUGAACCCCCACCAACACCUUAUCUCAGGGAGGCAUCCUCGUGGUCACCCCUCAGCACAGUGACAGAAGAACUACUACCUAGCCAAAGGCCCACUACUCUCAAAAAUGGCACACCCAGGGCUGAGGGGAGUGUCACUGAAAAGCCGGCUAACCCUCCCAUCCCUCUGGGAGGAGACCACCAGCUAGCACCCUCAGAAAUAUUGGUAAACCAUAACCCCCCAGAACUUCCAGGCAACAUGAAUCUAACCCAAAGUUCUGGACUAGACUUGACCGAGGAAGAUGCAACAAGUCUGAUUGCUGAGGGGUUUUUGUUGAAUGCCUCCAAUUACAAGCAACUCUCCACAGAUCGCAGCCCUGCGUACUGGAUAGUUGGAAACUGGAGUGAGUGCUCCACCACCUGUGGGCUGGGGGCCUACUGGCGGCGUGUGGAGUGCAGCACCCAGCUGGACUCGGACUGUGCGGCCAUUCAGAGGCCUGACCCUGCUAAGAGAUGCCACCUCCGUCCGUGUGCCGGCUGGAGAGUAGGAAAUUGGAGCAAGUGCUCCAGAAACUGCAGCGGGGGCUUCCAGAUCCGGGAGAUCCAGUGUGUGGACAGCCGGGACCACCGGAGCCUGAGGCCAUUUCACUGCCAGUUCCUGGCCGGCAUUCCUCCCCCGCUGAGCAUGAGCUGUAACACAGAGCCCUGUGAGGAGUGGCAGGUGGAGCCCUGGAGCCAGUGUUCCAGGUCCUGUGGAGGUGGAGUUCAGGAGAGAGGAGUGACUUGUCCGAGAGGCCUCUGUGACUGGACAAAAAGGCCCAUGCCCACCAUGCCCUGCAACGGGCACCCUUGCUGUCACUGGGCCACUGGGAACUGGGACUUGUGCACCGCUUCCUGUGGAGGUGGCUUUCAGAAGAGGACUGUCCACUGUGUCUCCUCAGAGGACAAUCAAACUGAAGACCAAGACCAAUGCCUGUGUGAUCAUGAAUCUAGACCUCCGGAAUUCCAAAAAUGCAACCAGCAGGCCUGCAGGAAUAGUGAUGAUUUACUUUGCACCAAGGACAAGUUAUCAACUAGUUUCUGCCAAACACUAAAGACCAUGAAGAAAUGUUCUGUGCCCACUGUGAGGGCUCAGUGCUGCUUCUCAUGUUCCCCGACACACGUCAUUCGCACCCGAAGACCAAGAAAGCCACAGCUGUUCAAAAACCCCAAAGCGUUCUAAGUCCACAAGGAAGCCACCCUCCACCAUAGACUGCAGCAGCCUGCUGACCGUGACAUGUUCCAGCUCCAGGGACCCCUUCACUGAAGUUUUUCAGGUUAAACUUUAGCUCAUGACAAAACAAAAUUCACUGUGUUCCUUUAGCCACAAAAUGUCCCUCACAGGAGGCAUAGGACUGUAAUACUUGCCGCUCCCUGAUAGGCAGGUGAGCUAUCCAGGAGAAUCAGGCAUCUCCUGGGAUCAGCUCCUGGGCGAGGUGAAGGCAAGCCUGUGAAAUGAUGUCUUUUUUUCCACCCCUAAAAAUAAAAAACAAAGAGAUCAGGUUUUUUCCCAGACUACCUCAAGAGUAUCAGGAAAGAGAGCCACACUUAUCAGGGAACAAAUAAUCUUGCUAAUUUACCUUGGUGAAAUCAUCCCUUGUUUUUCUCCCAGAGCAGCUGCUGUUUAAAAAGUCACAGGAGAGCUUUUAGGAACAUUCCUUUAAUUCAUCCAGGCAGAGGACCGCUUUCUCCACCCAGUGUUCAACUGGGGCAGGAAGAGAAAGUGCUGGCUAUACCCCCUCAGUCGAUCCCUAAUCCUAUAGAUUCCAUAUCUGGGCUGCUUAGACUCCAUGCCUACCUGGAGACACUAGAAUAAGAGGAAACGGGCAGAAACUGUAGGAUUUAGUAAACCUAAGGGAUUUAGGUUAGUUAUAUGGAAGAUAUUUCUGACUUAAGAAUAAUUUCUAUGAAAACUCUUAAAAACCAAAUAAACACAAAUCAAUUUUUGCUAGUAUAAGAAAAGGAAUGUGGGCCUUUAUUCUUCCCACUCUCCUGGCAAAUACCUAUUCCUUUGCAGAAGAACAAGAGAGUCUUCCUGUCUGACUUUUCCCCUCCAGCAUAUUCCCCAACUGCUAUAGCCAGGUCCAUGACGGCAACCCGCCCCCACCUACCCCCAGGUUGGAAAAUGGAGCUCUAGAUUAAGAUAUUUCAAAGACCCAGGUAAAUUGUAUUAAGUACAAAAAUUUAGUACAAACUUCCAGUCUUGAGAAAAAACUUCUCAAAAGUGAGGUAAAGAUAGCCACUCCCAGUACACCCAAUAGUUACUUUUGAGGAUCUGUUUCCUUGGGGGGAACAGAAGAGUCUGGGGAGUCCAAAAAAAGUGAAAUGAAAGUUAUAAUGCUUAUUCUGGAUGUUCCCACCACCCAUCAGGAGAAAGAAGUAGGCUGUGGUCUCAAAUUCAAUGACUGAACUUGAAUUUGAGUUCAGUCCUUUACAUGAACUGAACCGGAUAGUGAGGGUGGAUGGAUGGGUGAAGCCUCAAGGGGAGGAAGCUCUCAGAACCAGCUCUUGACAGAGGGGAAGGCAGGGAUGUGGCCUUCAUGUAAUGGGCAGCAUAUUUUCAGAUUCAUGCACAGGUACAGUUAAUAUUUACCAUGGAGCACAAUGUCCCAUAUCUCCCUUGGAUUAUCUAUCCGUUCAGCAGAAUGGUGCUAUUGAAAAAUGGUGCUAAUAUCUAGAUGGUGGCAGAACUAGUAUAAAUAUACAGAUAGAUGUACAAGUGGGCAAGUCCAUAUACAUCUUCUGUUAAAUGUGUAAUGGUGUUGCUGGUCAAUGCCAGUUCUAUUGCUUGGAUACCAGAAGCUUAAAAUUUUUAUAUUAUGUGCUUUUCAUUUUUUUCAGCCAUUAAUGUGUAUUAUUCUGAUAAAUUCCUGUGGAAAAUAAAACACUGGGGUUGGGAUGAAAUUCAAGACAGACCAGAAACAGGAGGAAAGUAGAAAUGUUUACCUAAAGCCAGGGAAUUUAUGUCUAGAUACUAAUUAUAUUCUUGUAUUCCCUGUCUUUAAAUAUAAGCAUUUCUGACCGAUGACAAUCGCUGGAAAUAACAGUUUUAGAGAGAAGAUGCUUAAAUUGUUAGUGACAUGAGUAGAGGAGAACUUGAUCUUUCCUAAUGGGGCAAUUCUCAAAGACUAUCCCUGAAGUGUAAUGUAGGCUUUCAGGGGAUUAAUUUAGGAAGGUGGAUUGAUUUAACUUAACCCGGUACUGUACUAUCUUAGAGUCAUGCAUGUCAUCAGAGACCUGGAUAUGACCAGUCUUAAAAACUCAGGAACAAACCCAGAUUCCUACUGACCUCAAAAAACUGAACUAGGCCAGAUUUCCCAAUACACAAAAUGUUAUUUAUGACCCACAUGGCAAAGAUGGCAGAAAUGUAGGGAGAAUAUGGCCAGGUGCUCCAUUCUAGGCCUUUCUCCAGUUUCUCAAAGGCGGAAUAUUGGCCCCUAAUCAUGCAUCAUGAGCAUUCACUUCCUGUAUUGAGGCUGUGUUGUGAGACAGUUGUGUGGCAUCUGUUAUUCUGGACCCCAGGAUAAAGAUAGCACUUUCAUUAUUGGAGUCAUCUGACACGGUUGUUGCCUUGACAAUCACUCAGCUUUGGGUCAUCAGGGUUUUGACAGGUGCCUGUGCUUGCAACAAGAGAGGGACCUCAGAUUAACAGGGAGCCUCUGAAGGCAAGAACCUAGCUGGUAUCUUCAUCAUUUCUUUGAUGUUCACAAGGGCCAACAUGAAGCAGCAUUGUUGGUUUAUUUCCUCCCUGUCCUCCUUUCUUCCCACCCUGAACAAUCAAGUGAGAAGUGUAACAAAAAACACUGGAUACACAUCAACCGUGAACCAGAAAGGUCCACCCCAGGACCUGGUGCUCAAAUACAUUAAGGUUCUCAAACCCAGUUUGGUUUACAUGGCUUCCACAGUGGUAGAAUUAGCUCUUCUCUGAAAAACUGUGGGUUAAUUUAGUUCUUGAACAUUGAAACAUAAUUCAACACACCAUGAGAAAACAAAAUUUCAAGAGACUAAAUAGUGAGUACUUUUCUAAGACAGAAAAUCAUUUUGUGAUACAAACAAUUGCCUCUUUGUAGGAAUGACUUGGUUUAUGAUGGGUUUUCUUAAACAAGAGCACACCUCCGUCCAGUCUCCUAAGACACCCAAGUCUCCACUUGAUGGAGUCAUCCCAAUGUGAUGCUUUCAGAUAUUUAGUGAAUGUUUUUGGUAGCCUUCAUCAAGUUUCUGAAACACAAUUUGAGAGAUUUAUAUUGUUUCAGAUCAUAAUUUUCCAAUCAAUUGGCUAAAAUCCUCCAAACUCUGAAAGCUACACAUCGCUACCCCGGAGGUUGCAGGUCUUAGCUCUUCUCCCUCCUGACUUUAAGAUGAAGCCCUGGGACCGUGUGUCUGGUGCUCAGUGCACUGCGAUUCACUUCCAAGAAAGAGCCCACAUGACAUGAACUGCCUGGUGCUACAACUUAGCCAACAUAUCUGAUGCUACUCCUAUUUUUUGUAUUGCUAAUUCAAAUAUUGCUAUUAUUAGUAUUAUUAUUUUAAGUUAUGGCAUUAAAAAAAUGGUUGGGAAAGCACAAUUCUACCUAUUACUGUCCUCCAAAGUGGUUGUGUGUUGUACAUGGCCCAACCCAUUGCCCUCCCUGCACCUCUGUGCUGCUUUGCCAGGCCCAGCCUCCUUAAGGGGUACCUCAGUGGGUACCUCAGUAUU